AUUGAAGAACAAUCGAAGCCCAAAUACAUCUCAAAAACAUUAAAAAAAAAAAAACGUAAGCACUGUAGACAGUUCUUAAGCGCCCAUUGUCCAACGUCUAAAAAGAAACAACUGAACUGAACUAGGCAAAGGGAAUAAGAAGGGAAACGACGAGAGAAACAAAAACUAAGCUGCCAUGAAAGGAAGAGAAACCAAAGGAGCUCCUUCAGCAGAUUUGCUAGUAUGUUUCCCAUCUCGAGCCCAUCUAACCCUAAUGCCAAAGCCCAUUUGUAGCCCAGCAAAGUCAUCAGAACCCAACAAGCGCCACAACAAUCGCCACCGUCACCACCACCACCACUACCACCAACAGCACCGUCUCCUUAAGAAAUCAAGCACCAGAAAUGGUGGUGGAGCUGGCGCCCAAGCUAGCCCUCUGCUAUGGGCUAAAAACAAGCAAAUGGGAUCCGAGAUCACGGAACCAACCUCCCCAAAAGUCACCUGCGCAGGGCAGAUCAAAGUCAGGUCUAAACCAAGCUCACGUAAAAGCUGGCAAUCAGUCAUGGAAGAGAUUGAAAGGAUUCACAACAGCAGGCAACACAAAAAGAGGCCAAGUUGGGUGGAGUCACUUGGUUUUAAGAAAGAAGUCACGCAGUUCUUAACAUGUUUGCGAAGCAUUCGUCUUGAUUUUAGGUGUUUCGGGUCUUUUCCUCAAUCUGAUAUCACAACUGAUGAUGAAGAUGAAGAUGAAGAAUGUGAAGGAUACCAAGAAAACCACAACCAUGUAGAUGGCAAUGAGACAUCAAGAACCAUCUUUUCCAAAUGGUUCAUGAUGCUGCAAGAGAAUCAAAACAACGGCUUUUAUAAAGAAGAAAAGAAAGAAAAUGAGAGUUCCCAUGAUCAUGUUGAUGAUGAUCAAGCUGCAGUUCCACCUCCGAAUGCUCUCUUGCUUAUGCGUUGUAGGUCUGCUCCUGCUAAGAGCUGGCUAGAAGAGAAACCGGUAAAAGAGAACGAAGUGAAUGAGGAAAACAAAGAAAAAGAUGAAGAGAAAGAGAAAGAGAAAGAAGAAGAAGAAGAAUGUAAGAGGAAAGGUGAGAAAAAAGAAAAGAAUUUGAGGUCAUUAAUGGAAGAAGAAAACAGAAGGACAAAAGAGAGCUUGGUGGUGAUGAGAUACGACCCUGAUUUCUACAAAGUUUCAUCUGAUAUAGCCAAAGAGACAUGGCUUGUUGGAGGAAUGAGAGACCCAUUAUACCGAAGUCGAAGUUGGAAGAGAUGAUUAUCCCGGUGACAACUCUUUUUUUCCUCGUUCACUUCACAAAGAUAUUUCUGUGCUUUGUUUUGAACUUCACCACCCCCGCUUUAGUCUGAGUUCUUUUUUGAGAACUGGAAAUU
Molecule: messenger RNA, 1368 nt
Organism: Durio zibethinus
Lineage: Eukaryota; Viridiplantae; Streptophyta; Magnoliopsida; Malvales; Malvaceae
Source: RefSeq, a predicted model, not a curated record